Messenger RNA from Staurois parvus, 1320 nucleotides. NCBI's taxonomy places the organism in Eukaryota, Metazoa, Chordata, Amphibia, Anura, Ranidae. The record is from the annotation of a GenBank genome assembly.
UAUGGAGAAUUUGGUGCAAGAGUACCAAAGACCGGUUCUGCCUAUUUGUACAGCUAUGUCACAGUGGGGGAGCUUCUGGCCUUCAUAACAGGCUGGAAUUUAAUCCUCUCUUAUGUUAUCGGUACAUCAAGUGUGGCUCGAGCAUGGAGUGCAACAUUUGAUGAACUUAUUGGGAAAAGAAUCGAACUUUUCUGUAUGCAACACUUCUCCAUGAAUGUGCCGGGUGUUUUAGCCAAAUACCCUGAUAUCUUCUCAGUCGUCAUUAUUUUGGUGCUGACAGGUCUCUUGUCAUUUGGUGUGAAAGAAUCGGCAUUUGUGAACAAGAUUUUCACAUGCAUCAAUGUACUAGUCCUGGGCUUCGUCAUAGUUUCCGGCUUUGUGAAAGGAUCCAUUAAAAACUGGCAAUUAUCAGAAAAGGAUAUCAAUAAUAACAGCAACUCAGGUUUAGUCAAUGAAACGGGAUCGAGUACCUGGGAAUAUGGUACUGGUGGAUUUAUGCCAUAUGGUUUUGCUGGAGUCCUGUCUGGAGCUGCGACUUGCUUUUACGCAUUUGUUGGCUUUGACUGUAUAGCUACUACAGGUGAAGAAGUAAAAAACCCUCAGAAAGCCAUUCCUAUCGGCAUUGUGGCUUCUCUCCUCAUUUGCUUUGUGGCAUACUUUGGCGUAUCGGCUGCCCUCACUCUCAUGAUGCCCUACUUCUUAUUGGACAAAUACAGUCCUCUGCCAGUGGCCUUCGAUCACGUGGGAUGGAGUGGAGCAAGAUAUGCUGUGGCUGUUGGAUCUCUCUGUGCACUUUCUACAAGUUUACUUGGUUCUAUGUUUCCCAUGCCUCGAGUGAUUUAUGCCAUGGCAGAUGACGGGCUGCUAUUUAAAGUUUUAGCCAGAGUCAGUGAAAAGAACAAAACGCCCAUUAUAGCCACAGUUUCCUCUGGAGCUGUUGCAGCAUUGAUGGCAUUUCUGUUUGACUUGAAAGAUUUGGUGGAUCUUAUGUCUAUUGGCACACUACUAGCCUACUCUUUGGUAGCUGCCUGUGUGCUAGUUUUAAGGUAUCAACCAGAGCAGCCAAAUAUGGCUUAUCAAAUGGCCAGCACAAAUGAAGAGCCUGACAUUAAUGAAUCUGUCAGUACCAGUGAUUCUCAGGCUGGGUUUCUGGAUGAGAAAUUUGCUUUCAAAUUGUUGUUCUGCCCAACAAACUCUGAGCCAACCAGGUUAUCAGGAGCCAUAGUAAAUUUUUCUGCUGGUUUUAUAGGGCUGCUGAUUAUCAUAUUUUGUUGCAUCUGUGUUUUUGGACUGGAGUCUCUGGUAAAUGGAAGUGUUUCG